Messenger RNA from Lizanozyma spartinae, 1062 nucleotides. RefSeq lists its product as uncharacterized. Gene Ontology annotation, biological process: protein targeting; rRNA processing. NCBI's taxonomy places the organism in Eukaryota, Fungi, Ascomycota, Pichiomycetes, Serinales, Debaryomycetaceae. Gene Ontology annotation, cellular component: preribosome, large subunit precursor; membrane; nucleus. The transcript is spliced from 5 exons. The coding region runs from base 1 to 1062 and encodes 353 amino acids. The record is from RefSeq and is a predicted model, not a curated record. Gene Ontology annotation, molecular function: transmembrane protein transporter activity.
AUGGCUGCUGAAGGGUUGGAAAAGUUGACUGAAGUCCCUGCUGAAUUCUUCAAGGAUGGUUCUGCUUUCAUUAGAAAGUGUACCAAGCCUGAUAAGAAGGAAUACUUUAAGAUCGUCAGAGCCGUGGGUAUUGGUUUCCUUAUGAUGGGUGUUGUUGGAUACAUUGUUAAUGCUGGCUUCAAAAGUGGUAUUGAUAUUAAUGGUCGUUUAGUAUUAUUCCAUCUCAUGAUCAGUGUUAUCCGUAAAAUGUCAUCGAAGAUGAACGGGUUCGUGAAGAAUCUUGCAUCGAACCAUAAGCACACUCGAGAGAAAGCGUUUGAUCUUCUCAAGCAAUUUAUCCGGUCAAAGUCAAAUAAAAUGAAGAAACUUGAAAUGAUGAAGUUAUGGAAAGGUCUUUAUUUGGCAAUGUGGUUCUGUGACAGACCAGCACCUCAAGAACGGUUGGCAGAACAAUUAGGAGAGUUAUUCAGUGGGUUUAUCAGUGAAAAGCAAUUUGGUGACUUUUUAGCAGCUUUCUGGUCCAUUAUGAUUAGAGAAUGGCCAGAAAUAGACCAAUGGAGAGUAGACAAGUUCUUAUUGUUAAUGAGACGUGUACUCAGACAUUCGUUGAUAUUCCUCAAGAAACAUCAAUAUAAGGAGCUGUUAGUAACAGAUUACUUGAAAGUAAUGGAGGAAUUUCCUUUAUGUGGAGAUAAAUCUGUACCAUAUGCUUUACCUUACCAUUUGUGUGAUAUAUACGUUGAUGAGUUGGAGACCGUUAUGUUUGGAGACUUGAAUUCUGAUCUGGAACAAGACGAAGAAAAUAACAAAGAAGUGCUUGAAAAGAAACUUGAAAUUGCCUCCGUUACCCCCAUAAUAAACUUGAUUGGUCCUUUUGCUGCCUUAAAUAAAAAUGCAUCUUUGAAAACUUUGCGGGAGAAGUGCAAGGACGAUGUUUUAGAUGACAAAAGAUUGGUUGAAUGGGGUGUAGUGGAAUCUAAAGGUAAAUCGGCCUCCAGUGAUGAAAACAGAGAUGAGCAGGACGAUGAAGAUGAUGAAGAAGAAGAAUGGACUGGAUUUUAA